CAGGUAGCAUCACUAAAGAAGAAGAAUUUCCCUCCAAAAUAUUGAGGUUUAUUUUGCAAAAGCGAGUUAAGAAUUUGUUUACCAAUUGAAUGUGUGAACCAACUCAAUGACCACCAUUCUAGACAACUUUCAACGCGCCGAGAAGAUCGGUGAAGGCACCUACGGGAUUGUUUACAAGGCGAGGAGCAACGCCACCGGCCAGGAUGUGGCGCUCAAGAAGAUUCGGCUCGAAGGCGAAACUGAGGGCGUUCCAUCGACGGCUAUUCGAGAGAUUUCCUUGCUAAAAAACCUCAAACAUAAGAAUGUGGUCCAACUAUUCGACGUGGUUAUCUCCGGCAAUAAUCUGUACAUGAUAUUUGAGUACCUAAAUAUGGAUCUGAAGAAACUGAUGGAUAAAAAGAAGGACGUUUUCACACCUCAGUUAAUUAAGAGCUAUAUGCAUCAGAUAUUAGAUGCUCUCGGCUUUUGCCACACUAAUCGAAUACUGCAUCGAGAUCUCAAGCCCCAGAACUUACUCGUGGAUACAGCUGGCAAAAUAAAAUUGGCUGACUUUGGUCUGGCAAGGGCCUUUAAUGUGCCCAUGAGAGCCUAUACGCACGAAGUGGUCACCCUUUGGUACAGAGCUCCAGAGAUUCUACUGGGCACCAAGUUUUACUCUACGGGCGUGGAUAUCUGGAGUUUAGGGUGUAUUUUCUCAGAAAUGAUCAUGCGCCGCUCCUUGUUUCCUGGAGACAGUGAAAUCGACCAACUUUAUCGGAUAUUUCGUACCUUAAGCACCCCUGAUGAAUCAAAAUGGCCAGGAGUCACGCAGCUGCCGGAUUUUAAGGCCAAGUUUCCCAAGUGGGAAUCAACAAACAUGCCACAGACCAUAACUGAACACGAAGCACAUGAGCUCAUUAUGUCUAUGCUGUGCUAUGAUCCCAACCUGCGCGUCUCAGCGAAGGACGCCCUGCAACACGCUUACUUUCGCAAUGUGCAGCAUGUUGACCAUGUAGCACUGCCCGUCGAUCCCAAUGCCGGCAGUGCUUCGCGUCUUACAAGACUCGUCUGAUCGUGUCCAAUAGCCCAGAUCUAGCAAAUUACUUGUGAUCUUUAGUAUACUGCCAGCUCCAUUUCAUGCAUUCCCCAUCCUAACUCGCAUCUAACACAUACGAUAAAUACACGAUCAUCCAUA
Messenger RNA from Drosophila eugracilis, 1174 nucleotides. RefSeq names its product cyclin-dependent kinase 2 (gene Cdk2). The record is from RefSeq and is a predicted model, not a curated record. Gene Ontology annotation, biological process: regulation of gene expression; G1/S transition of mitotic cell cycle; signal transduction. The coding region runs from base 107 to 1051 and encodes 314 amino acids. Lineage: Eukaryota; Metazoa; Arthropoda; Insecta; Diptera; Drosophilidae. The transcript is spliced from 7 exons. Gene Ontology annotation, cellular component: cytoplasm; nucleus; cyclin-dependent protein kinase holoenzyme complex. Gene Ontology annotation, molecular function: cyclin binding; ATP binding; cyclin-dependent protein serine/threonine kinase activity.